UUUCUAAACUAAAAAUGGUGAAGCUAGUAUCGGCUCGAGAAUGUCGGUCUUACGGACCCCGACAGUCAAGAAGAAGGGCUGAAUACAUGAACGCAGGCCUUUACCUUUUCUCUGCUUUGCUUCUAAUUAGCGGUUACGCGGCACAACUUUCAGGUCAAAUCAAAUUGGGACUUAUUAUUCUUCUAGUUUCCUUUUCUAUCAUCAUCGCCGUUAAUCUCCACGAUCUGUUUGCCCAUCUCGCCGGCAUUGAUUUCCGGCUUGGUUUGAUGGGAUUUGACCGGCAACUUGCUCUUGUUGAAUUCGCCGUGCCGGUUGUUCAGGCCGCCGGUACUCUCCUCUCAUUUUUGGGAAUUAUUUUCCUUUUUAUUCAGGAAAAGAGAGACAGUUACUUCACCUCGGAAAAACAUGCAAUGGGCAUGCUCAUUGCAGGCCCUGCUUUGUGGGUUCUUGGUUCGAUUCUGAAUUCUUGUCAAAUAUACGAAAGAGCAGACGGACAUGUUCAAUUGUUGCAGCACAGCGUUCAAAUUCCUUUCUUAAUCGGAAGCUGCAUGUUCUUGGUCGGUGCCAUUCUCAAUAGCCGAGCAUAUGAAAUAGAUCGCCAUGGCGUACAUUUAUUGGUAUAAACAUCUCAAAUUUAAUGAACUCAUGGUUAGAUAAUUUAAUUUGUAACAUAUUAUGAAUCUAGGAUGGAAGUUAUUGGACGUGGUUGGGAAUGUGCGGGAGCUUAUUAUGGUUAAUAGGAGGACUAAACAAUGUGAUGAAAGUAUUUAAGAUGCAACAAAUGGAUGGUAUGAGGCUGGAGAAACUUAGAGGUGGAGCGCAAGAACGGUUGGUGCAUGGAAGGGAAGGCCAUGCACCACUUAUUGCAGGAGAGGAGCAACGGAGGCCAAGGAAGGCUAGUCCCGAGGAAGGGAGAUCGUCGGAGGAGGUAACAACUUACAAGGAUGCACUUGUUCGUCAGGCGGCUUGAUUGUGUUUGUCAUGUCGUGUUAAUGCCAGGUUUUUUGUUGUUACUUGUUAGAAUGAACAAAGAAAAUGUUAUUGUUGGUUUCUUUAAAUGUUCGUGAAGGCUCAAAUGUAUGAUUUGUGACU
Molecule: messenger RNA, 1092 nt
Organism: Impatiens glandulifera
Lineage: Eukaryota; Viridiplantae; Streptophyta; Magnoliopsida; Ericales; Balsaminaceae
Exons: 2
Coding region: 15-623 (202 amino acids)
Source: RefSeq, a predicted model, not a curated record